Fusarium sp. VM40 is the source of this 1623-nucleotide messenger RNA. The record is from the annotation of a GenBank genome assembly. Lineage: Eukaryota; Fungi; Ascomycota; Sordariomycetes; Hypocreales; Nectriaceae.
AUGUCUCAAGAAUACAAGCUCAAGGGCCUCUCGUCGCUCUCCCUCUCUCCCGGCUCCAAGCAGGAGGUUGAGGUUGAAGGUAUCGAAGAUGGCAAGGUCCUGCUUGUGAACACCGGAGGAAAGACUCAGGCUCUGGGUGCAAAGUGCACUCAUUAUGGCGCGCCUCUUGUUAAAGGUGUUUUGACCAGCGAUGGCCGCAUCACAUGCCCCUGGCACGGAGCCUGUUUCAACGCAAAGAGUGGUGACAUCGAAGACGCCCCUGCGCUCGACCAUCUCCCCGUAUUCCAAGUCGCCGAACGAGACGGUGCUGUAUAUCUCACCGGAGAGGAGAGUGCGAUCAAGUCAUCCAAGAGACAACCUAAUGUCACUUGCAAGGGCUCCCAAAGUGUCCAGGACGAACAUGUCGUCGUUGUCGGUGGUGGUUCAGGCACACUCGGUGUUACUGAGAGCCUUCGUGAGAACGGCUACAACGGAGGUAUCACCGUCAUCUCAAAUGAAGGGAACCAUCCUAUCGAUCGAACAAAGCUUAGCAAGGCACUUCUGACCGACCUCACCAAAUUGACCUGGCGCAACAAGGAUUUCUACGAGAGUGGAUCUAUCAAGUUUGUCGAUGGCGAGGUUAACAGUGUCGACUUUUCGGGUCGCUUCGUUACAACCAAUGGAGGCGAGAAGAUCAACUAUACUAAGCUUGUCCUUGCUACAGGUGGAACUCCUAGGCGACUGCCUCUCGAGGGAUUCAAGGACCUUGAGAACAUCUUUACUCUUCGAAAUGUUCACGACACAAAGAAGAUUGUGAAUCAGAUUGGCGAUAAGGGCAAGAAGAUUGUUGUCGUUGGAUCUUCAUUCAUCGGAAUAGAGCUGGCAGUCGCUACAGCUAGCGACAACGAUGUCACUGUCAUCGGUAUGGAGAACGUCCCUCUUGAACGAGUACUUGGCGAGAAGGUCGGCGCGGGUCUCCAAAAAUCUCUGGAGGGCAAGGGUGUCAAGUUUUACAUGGGUGCAAGCGUCGAUAAAGCUGAACCCUCCGCAUCAGACUCAUCUAAGGUCGGUUAUGUGUGUCUCAAGGACGGUACCAAACUGGAAGCGGAUCUGGUCGUUCUUGGUGUGGGUGUUGCCCCCGCAACCCAAUAUCUCAAGAACAACAGCAGCAUCAAGCUAGAGAAAGACGGAUCCAUCAAGACAGGUGAAGAUUAUUCCAUUGAAGGCCUGAAGGAUGUUUACGCGAUUGGCGAUAUUGCUACGUUCCCCUACCAUGGACCUGGAGGCGAGGGCAAGCCCGUACGCAUCGAGCAUUGGAACGUUGCUCAGAAGGCGGGUCGCGUCGUCGCAAAUCACAUUGUCAACCCAGGUGGCAAGACUGAACACUUCAUCCCCAUCUUCUGGUCAGCACUGGGAGCUCAACUCCGAUACUGUGGUAACACAAUGGCUUCUGGAUGGGACGAUCUGAUUCUUGACGGCAACCCAGCCGAGAAUAGCUUCGUGGCUUACUACUGCAAGGGCGAGACAGUUGUCGCCAUGGCGAGCAUGGGCAAAGAUCCUGCUAUGGCUCAGAGUGCAGAACUGAUGCGUGUAAACAAGAUGCCCACCAAGACGGAGCUUCAGAACGGGGCCAGUCUGGCGUAG